UUCCCUACGACGGUCACACUGUACGAGAUACCUGGAAAGUUCGCAAGUUUUUUCGUUUUGAUAAAUAUAUUAAAUUGUCAAAAUGGUUGUUAAAGCCGUCUGCGUAAUUAAUGGCGAUGCCAAAGGCACUGUUUUCUUUGAACAGCAGAGCAGCGAGGCUCCCGUAACGGUCACCGGCGAGGUGUGCGGUCUGGCCAAGGGCCUGCACGGAUUCCAUGUGCAUGAAUUCGGGGACAACACCAAUGGGUGCAUGUCGUCGGGACCGCAUUUUAAUCCGUACGGCAAGGAGCACGGUGCCCCCGUCGACGAAAACCGCCACCUGGGCGAUCUGGGCAACAUUGAGGCCACCGGAGACUGCCCCACAAAGGUCAGCAUUACAGAUUCCAAGAUCACACUCUUCGGCGCUGACAGCAUCAUUGGACGCACUGUGGUGGUCCACGCCGAUGCCGAUGAUCUCGGCAAGGGUGGACACGAGCUGAGCAAGUCUACGGGCAACGCUGGUGCUCGCAUUGGCUGCGGCGUUAUUGGCAUUGCCAAAAUCUAAGAAGUAAACAAUUCCAAAAUCGGCCUUUGUGCUGAUCUACUCUAUUUAGCACUACUAACUGGAUUUAUGCAAACGAUAUAUUUCUACCUAUAUAUAACCUGUGGUCUGUUAGGUUAAUACGCAACCUUAAAGGUUCAAUAAAUUGGUGUUUUCAAAUUGGCCUAUAACCCAAA
Molecule: messenger RNA, 717 nt
Organism: Drosophila eugracilis
Lineage: Eukaryota; Metazoa; Arthropoda; Insecta; Diptera; Drosophilidae
Gene: Sod1
Product: superoxide dismutase [Cu-Zn]
Exons: 2
Coding region: 83-544 (153 amino acids)
Biological process (GO): removal of superoxide radicals
Molecular function (GO): superoxide dismutase activity; copper ion binding
Source: RefSeq, a predicted model, not a curated record